Messenger RNA from Striga asiatica, 1059 nucleotides. NCBI's taxonomy places the organism in Eukaryota, Viridiplantae, Streptophyta, Magnoliopsida, Lamiales, Orobanchaceae. The record is from the annotation of a GenBank genome assembly.
AUGCUUAUCAAGCAGUGGGCCCCACCGCCUCCGGUCAGCCUCCCCUCGUCGGACCCCUCCGUCUCCACCCGGAGCUCGUCGAACGCCACCGUCAAGCUAUGCUCUCCUCCCGACGUGACGUUUACCGUCAUCGCCAGCCUCAGUCCGAACACCGCUCCCCCGGCCUCCCACUCCCGGGCGAGCUCCGGCACCAUCACGUUGUCCACGUCCACCAUCCCUCCCCCUCNCCUCCACCCGGACCCUCAACUCGCCCCUCGCCCCGCCCUCCACCCCGAACGCGCGCUCGGACGAGAACCCGAGGAUGUAUCCCCGGUAGAGGACCACGGAACGCACGUGCCGGAACCUGAACGACGCAUCUCGGUUCCCAUUGGCGACGAGGAGGGUCGCGUCCCAGAAGGCCGUCAGGCCGACUGGGCCCGCGGUGAAGUUGGAGACUCGAAGGGACGAGACCUCGAAUUCCGGGGCCUUCACGCCGUAGAGGAACCAGACGGCGAGGCUCGUCAUGCACAUGCACGCGAGGAGGAGUGUCGUGAGGACGAGCAUGAAGCGGCCGAACGUGGCCGGACGGGGCGGGGGGCCCACCGGAGAAGGCGGCGGUUGGUGGUGGUAGUAGUAGUUGUAGUGGUCGGGCGGGUAGGGUUGCGGAGGCCCGACGGGUAUGGCGGGCGGUGUUUAAACUUGAGGAAUAGGUACUCCCUAGCACCUCUUAGUAGGUCAUUUGGAUCGGGAACAUAUCGGAUGCGACUAACCCAGACCGGAGGCAGCUCAGAAGAAACUAGCUCGGCUCGAAUUGGACCAGGCCCGCAGUUAUCGUCGGGAUAUAUAUAUAGUGUGCUGUGUGCGUACCCGAAUCGUCUGACGAAAGACCUGUAUGCGGGCAGUAGAACCUCAGCAACCGCUAGCCUCAGAGAUUCUCGUAAUUCGCUGUCAGGGACUGUCCAUUGGGACUGCCUCUGCACGUUGAAGUUUCUGAACCUGUCUUUCACCAUUGCUCUCGAAACACUCGAUGUGCUGCCGAUUUCCAAGAAUGAGCUGCUGCCGCCUGACUGCACCCCCUGA